UACAUUUGAAUUUUUUCUGUAGCAAUCAAACGUGUGGUUGAGUAGUUCCCUUUCAUAUUUUUCCGCUGUAUCAAGAAAAACAACUCAUAGGGAUUAGGGGAUGGGAACAGUACUGGUAAUCUUGAGUAUUUUCACCAUGUUAACAGUGGCGUAUGUAGCAGCGGCCAAAAUCACAGCUGAAGAGAGUGACUUUUCUCCGUCACCGGCACCUGCGGUGGGAAUGGACGCUGGAGCUGGGUUUCAACUAACCCAGUCCAGGGCCAUUCUUUUGUCUUGUCUGGUCUUAUGUUACCACUAUCUUACCGAUAGUUUAUUUGCCAAUCCCGAUCCAGACUCAUUUGCAGCUUUUGAUGCUGAUUCAGAUCAAAACUUGUUUGCAGAUAUUAUUAAUACUUCUCUUCAAGAAGAUUGUUUUCCCUCCGAAAUGGGCCUGAAUAAUCAAAUACUAGUUGGUAUUGACGUUCCUUUGACUUCAUCAGUCUUACUACAUUCAGAGAAGAGAGGAGAAAUUACUACAGAGCCGCCACUGCAGGACAAACAAAUGCAAUCUGUGCAUGUCAAUGAAACUACAGUACUACACCGGAAUUAUUCACGGCAGAGAGCUAGCAAGAGUAAAGAAAAAGAUUAUUGCAGAAUUACUCUUAGUGAUUUACAACAACAAUUUGGAAAGAAACGUAGUGAUGCUGCAGAAAGUUUAGGAGUUAGUCCAAGUACAUUUAAGCGCUGCUGUAGAGCCAAUGGCAUAGCCAAGUGGUCAUGUAAAUUGAAAGUGCAGCCACAUACAACUCAAAGGGUGGUGGAAAGUAUGGCUACAUUUCAGAGUGACAACACCAUGAGCAUAAAGGUGUCUUACAAUGGUGUGAAGGUGAGGUUUCCACUCAUUCUUUCAUCAGGGAAAAAUGAUUUGGAAGCAGAAGUUGAGACGAGAUUUGGAAUACAAAUUGUAAGUUUUUCUAUCAUGUACGAAGAUGAAGAUAAAGAUUGGAUUCUCAUCACUUGCGAUUUAGAUUUACAUCACGGAAUGCACACCUUAAAAAAUAAGGGCAUAACUACAAUGAAGAUAAACUUAGUAAAUCAAAUAGAAUGUGGUAGAAUUCUGAACUCGAAUGAAUAAAGUUUAAAUUCUGGAUUCAUCUUUGUGUGUUUCCAAUAUUUAGUAUUCGCCAGAGUUUUUCUGUUUUUUUCACCGGAUGAUGAGAGGUUUUGUAAUUUAUUCCACUAGAUGACAAUUUUUUUUUUUUAAGUCAAGAGAUCUAUCUACUAUGGGGUUGUAAUUGUUCUCUUGUAUUCUUAAGAUUGUUCCAUAUGGUAUUAACAACAUUAAUUCCUAGCAGCAAUUAAGCUCU
Messenger RNA from Nicotiana tabacum (common tobacco), 1346 nucleotides. Its product is annotated as protein NLP5. Gene Ontology annotation, molecular function: DNA-binding transcription factor activity; protein binding. Lineage: Eukaryota; Viridiplantae; Streptophyta; Magnoliopsida; Solanales; Solanaceae. The record is from RefSeq and is a predicted model, not a curated record.